Marchantia polymorpha subsp. ruderalis is the source of this 2499-nucleotide messenger RNA. The record is from the annotation of a GenBank genome assembly. NCBI's taxonomy places the organism in Eukaryota, Viridiplantae, Streptophyta, Marchantiopsida, Marchantiales, Marchantiaceae.
UGAUGUUGGUAAAACCUUCAGCUAAGGGCAGCAAAGGGUUUAGGGUUCUAGCGUCAAGGGGAGAUUCAUGCGAUUGAGGAUUCAAACACACGACACAGAGAAUCUGCGAUCGCUGCUCGGCUUGGAAUUCUCAUGUUCUUCGUCAGACAUGUCGUCGUGUGCUUAGAGCCGCAUUGGAAAUAUCACGGGAUCACAUAAUCCGGAGUGUGCCUGGUCGAGAAGUUUGGUGGACUAAGCGUAAUUUGCUUCCGGACUUUGUCUGGUUGCUGUUAGAAAGCUAAGAUGCGUGCAAAAGAGUCGAAGGCGAGCAAGUCUGCGUUCCUGGAGGAAACCAAGCAGCUCGGAAGCGAUUUGCUCACCUCUAGGAGUCAUGUGAAUAAUGCUCCAGCUCUUCUUUCUACCCUGUCUAAUGCUAAGCACCCCAGUCCUCCUCGGGCGGAAGCGCUUCGCUCGCUGCAAGCGUUUUUCGUCUCCCUACUUCGCGCCGGAAAGUUGGAAUCAGGUGCUCGGAGCGUAGAAGCAGCCAAGGAUGGAGAAGAGCCGGAAGCAGUGUACCGGAUGUGGGUCUGGAGCAAGUACCAAGAAUUCAGAAAGACUGUUUUUCGGAUGAUUACUGAAGAAUCCGCCAGCGCUCUACAGGUGGAAGCCCUCAAUACCUGGAUGGACUUAGUCAGGGACGAGAAGCUUGGGGAGUUCAACAACACUCUUUAUUACAAGUUAUGUGAGGCAACGGUACGGUGCAAAGGUUCGACUAACGAUAUUCUGCAGUUGUUGAUCAAGAAGUACUUCAAAUACUGCGAUGUCCGUUACUAUACAUACGCCAAUCUUGAGACGUUAAUUUCAAAGCGCUUACGGAAGAACGAGAAAGUGGACACGGCUGUAUCCAGUGACGAGGACGAGGAGAAGCGCUCAGGUGUCAGAUUGCACGCUUUUAGUCGGAAUGCGUAUGAAUUGCUUUCAAGUCUCCCAACUCUUUCCAACGAUGAGCAAAAAAGUGGCGAUGACGUCCACGAGCUUUGGACUCACCCACAAGAUGAAGAUAGAAACAGAGAGAGCGGUGGUAAACGAAAGAACAGAGCGAGUUCUAGCAAAACCAAGCAGAGCAAGCCUACAAGUCCGAAGAAGCAAAAGGCUGCUUUCAGUAAAGCUUGGCUGGCAUUUCUCCGACUCGCUCUUCCGUUAGAUACCUACAAAAAGGUUCUAGGGAGGUUACAUCGACAGGUCAUUCCACACAUGAAUAAUCCUAUUCUUCUUAGCGAUUUUCUCACGCAAUCUUACGACGUGGGAGGGCUUAUAAGCGUGAUGGCUCUCAGCAGCCUUUUUAUCUUAAUUACUGGACAUGGGCUGGAAUAUCCUGACUUCUAUAAUAAGCUAUAUGCGCUACUCGAGCCUUCUAUUUUCGUUGCCAAACAUCGAUCCCGCUUCUUUGAGUUGUUGGACUCAUGCCUCAAAUCUUCUCAUUUACCGGCAUACCUUGCUGCUGCUUUUGCGAAAAGGCUUGGGCGUCUAGUGCUCUCUGCACCACCAUCAGGUUCUAUCGUCGUUAUUGCGUUGAUUCACAAUAUUCUUCGGCGGCAUCCUUCUGUAAACUGCCUAGUCCACCGGGAUAGUAGUCAAGCCACUACCAUUGCAGCGGUGAAAGAUGGAGCAAACGUAGAAGGAAUCACAGCAGAGGAAAAGAGUGAUAAAGCUGUAGAUGGAAAACUCGGGGCCGAUCCAUUCCGAGCAGACGAAAGCGAUACUGCAAAAUGCGACGCCCUUCAGAGUUCUCUGUGGGAGAUAGACACCUUACGUCGACAUUAUUGUCCAGCAGUUUCAAGAUUUGUGGAGUCCCUGGAAACAGAUCUAACGGUGCGAGCUAAAACUACGGAGAUGUCAAUAUCUGACUUCAGCUCCACUUCCUAUGCGACUAUAUUUAACGAAGAGGUUGGGCGGAGGUUGAAAGCAGUUCCUCUUGCAUUUUAUCAUACUGUUCCAAGCACACUUUUCGCCGAAAAUUGUUUUGAGGGUUGGACUUUUGGUGACGUGGAUGUCACCCCCAUGAAGGCUAUUGAGGACACAAAGACAAGUAAUAUUGUAGUAAACAAAGAGACCGUAGAUGCCGAGGAGGAUUCCGACGAAGAUGAGGACGGAGACGAGGAAGAGGGAAUGAAUGAAGAGGACGACGAGGAAGAGAACAAGGACUCAAUGGAUGAUCUUGACUCAGAUCGAGACAGCGAUGACAGCGCCGGAAGUCGGAGUAGAAGUGAACAAUCAGACGGGGAAGAUUGGCCAGGGCCACUGAAGAGAUUCAGAAGUGGGUAGAUGUGUAUGGUACUCCUUUCUCUGUUAUCUUGAAAUUGUUACUGCAAUCGAGAGCUUGGUCAAUUCAUCCGAUGUGUGUGCAAACUGACGCAUCUUUGUCGGUCACUCUCAAUGUCUUCAUCAAGUACAUCAGUCGGUUUUCUUCUUUUGGACAUAUAAGAAUAAUUGUAACCACCUGACAGCCUUGCAUUCAGG